Filobasidium floriforme is the source of this 719-nucleotide messenger RNA. RefSeq lists its product as uncharacterized. Lineage: Eukaryota; Fungi; Basidiomycota; Tremellomycetes; Filobasidiales; Filobasidiaceae. The coding region runs from base 129 to 551 and encodes 140 amino acids. Gene Ontology annotation, molecular function: calcium ion binding. The transcript has 6 exons. Gene Ontology annotation, cellular component: myosin II complex. Gene Ontology annotation, biological process: mitotic actomyosin contractile ring assembly. The record is from RefSeq and is a predicted model, not a curated record.
CACAUCACAUCAACAACAUUCAUCAUCACGAGCUAUACCGAUAUACCGACGUCUUUCACCUUCUUUCACACUUUACAGUAAAUACUUACGAAGACUCUAAGUACCGGAAAAGAGAUAAGAUAGGAAUCAUGGCCGACUCGUCAGAAUACCAAGAAGCCUUCGCCCUGUUCGACAAGCGCGGGACGUCCAGGGUCCCCAGGGAAUCUUUGGGAGAGCUGUUGAGGAGCUUGGGGCAGAACCCUACUCAGAGGGAAGUUGCCGAGUUGCAGGGCAAGGUGGGAGGGACUUUCGACUACAACGAGUUCCUACAGAUCCUUAACCGGCCCGACGGUUGGAGACCCGCCGGGACUGAAGAGGAAUUCAUCAAAGGUUUCCAAGUGUUCGACAAGACCGGCAAGGGCCUCAUCGGAGCUGGAGAAUUGCGAUACGUGUUGACCCAGUUGGGGGAGAAGAUGUCGGAUGCCGAGGUGGACGAGCUGUUGAAGGGGGUCGCUACGGUGGACGGGCAGAUCGAUUACCACCAAUUCGUUAGGAGCAUCAUUUCGCAGUAAAUCACCUUCACGCCUUACCCACUGCCCUACGAUGCGGUCUCUUCAUCUCAUCCACCUCCUCUGCGCUGCUGCUCGGCGAUGAGUUAGCGCCAGAGAUCGACGUCAAUAUAUCAUCCUCCUCGACUCUCCUUUUUGUGUCUCUUUAUUUCACGAACGACUAUCAUGAUG